Molecule: messenger RNA, 1344 nt
Organism: Letharia columbiana
Lineage: Eukaryota; Fungi; Ascomycota; Lecanoromycetes; Lecanorales; Parmeliaceae
Exons: 1
Coding region: 1-1344 (447 amino acids)
Molecular function (GO): catalytic activity
Source: RefSeq, a predicted model, not a curated record
AUGCCUAAACAUCUCACGCUCGCAGUCUCCCAAUCGCGCACCUUGCCAACAACAGCAGCCACCAUCUCCUCGCUUUCAGAGACAGCGCACCACGCUGCUCAAGCAGGCGUUCACCUUCUGCUGUUCCCCGAAGCCUACCUAGGUGGCUACCCUCGCACCUGUUCGUUCGGCGCCUCCGUCGGAUCUCGCACCGAUGGUGGUCGCGAGCAAUUCCUACAUUACUUCCACUCCGCUGUCGAUCUGGGAGACACCCCCAGAGGCGCCGGGCAGGAUUGGGUGGAUAAAAGGUUAGAUGUGGCCAAGGGAAAGGGAUACAGAGGAGAUGGAACACGGGAAAGACUGGAGCAGGUGGCCAAGAACACAGGAAUUUUUCUGGUUGUUGGACUUGUCGAAAGAUCUGGUGGGAGCCUAUACUGCGCAGUUGUCUAUGUCUGUCCGAGAGAAGGCUGCCUGGGCAAAAGAAGAAAAGUCAUGCCGACAGGCAGUGAACGACUGAUUUGGGCGCAAGGAUCUCCGUCUACCUUGAGGGCCAUCACGACCGAUAUCGCGGGCGUGAAGCUCACGCUUGCGGCGGCAAUAUGCUGGGAGAAUUACAUGCCCUUGCUGAGAUUUUCACUCUAUUCGCAGAAUGUCAAUCUCUACCUCGCGCCUACUGCUGAUGCCAGGGAGACAUGGUUACCUUUGAUGCAGACGAUUGCAUGUGAGGGGCGGGCUGUUGUGCUGAGUGCGAAUCAGUGCGUCAGGAGAAAGAAUCUACCGAAUUGGAUCACCGGCGAACAAGAAGCAAAGGGCGGGGAAGGAGAGGCUGAUAGCAUGAAAUACUCUACAGACGACAAGAAUGGACGACGUGCUUCCAUUGUCACCAAGACGGAGGAUAACCAUGAGAUUACAUGGCCUUCUCCCGAUUCCAAACUGUCCUCGAAACCCACACCGCCCGACAAUAAGACCACCAAUGGCACAUCACCCACCCACCUCAUCACGAUCCCAGCAGACUCCGAAACCGUGCAGAUUCCGAAUGCAGUCCAAAUAGAAACACCCGACAACCACGUUCUCGCUCUCCCCUCCUCAGGCACUACCCGAAAUCAAUCUUCCGCGUCCACCACCCAAGCCCAAGAUACAGACGACGAAUUCGUCUCCCGCGGCGGCUCCUGCAUCAUCUCUCCCACCGGCUCCAUCCUCGCUGGACCACUCUGGGACGUAGAAGACGGGGGACUGUUGACGGCAACCAUUGACUUCGAAGACUGCGAACGUGGAAGACUGGAUCUAGACGUCGCUGGGAGCUACGGCAGGAACGACAGCUUCGAACUUCGAGUCGCGGGCCUGGAUCUCAGCCCGCCGCCUUGA